UUCAGCUUCACUGAUCGACAGGACCGGCUCCUGAUAGACAUGACAACCUGAUCUAAUCCAUCGUCAUCCGUCGACUAUUAAGCUUCAUCCGCCUCGAAAACACCAGGAGCACAAAGUACACAUCCUCACCUUUUGGACGAGCGCCAUCUUGCCACACUAUGCGGUUAUUAGUACUUUAAAACAGAAGGCGAAAGAUCGUGAGAGCCGCCUUCCUCAGAGAAGAGACGAGACCAGUGUCCGCUGCUCCGAGGACCGGAUUCCCUUAUCCCGCUCACACACCGACUCCCCGGCGCUACACCGUCUGAUUCCCCUCCCGGAGCAGCGAGCAGCAGGCUAGCCCGACCAGCAGCCGCCAUGGAGCUGAGAGUGGGGAACCGGUACCGGCUGGGCAGGAAGAUCGGCAGCGGCUCGUUCGGGGACAUUUAUCUGGGCACAGACAUCUCGGUGGGGGAGGAGGUGGCCAUCAAGCUGGAGUGUGUGAAGACCAAACACCCUCAGCUCCACAUCGAGAGCAAGAUCUACAAGAUGAUGCAGGGUGGAGUGGGGAUCCCCACCAUCAAGUGGUGCGGGGCGGAAGGAGACUACAACGUGAUGGUGAUGGAGCUGCUGGGGCCCAGUCUGGAGGACCUCUUCAACUUCUGCUCCCGCAAGUUCAGCCUGAAGACCGUCCUGCUGCUGGCCGACCAGAUGAUCAGCCGCAUCGAGUACAUCCACUCCAAGAACUUCAUCCACAGAGACGUGAAGCCGGACAACUUCCUGAUGGGUCUGGGGAAGAAGGGCAACCUGGUCUACAUCAUCGACUUCGGCCUGGCCAAGAAGUACCGUGACGCCCGCACGCACCAGCACAUCCCGUACCGCGAGAACAAGAACCUGACCGGCACCGCCCGCUACGCCUCCAUCAACACCCACCUGGGCAUCGAGCAGUCCAGACGCGACGACCUGGAGUCGCUGGGCUACGUCCUGAUGUACUUCAACCUGGGCUCGCUGCCCUGGCAGGGCCUCAAGGCCGCCACCAAGAGGCAGAAGUACGAACGCAUCAGCGAGAAGAAGAUGUCCACGCCCAUCGAGGUGCUGUGUAAAGGCUACCCCUCCGAGUUCGCCACCUACCUGAACUUCUGCCGCUCGCUGCGCUUCGACGACAAGCCGGACUACUCGUACCUGCGGCAGCUCUUCAGGAACCUGUUCCACCGCCAGGGCUUCUCCUACGACUACGUCUUCGACUGGAACAUGCUCAAGUUUGGUGCUAACAGGGCCAUGGAGGACGCCGAGAGGGAGCGCCGGGACCGGGAGGAGAGGCUGAGGCACAGCAGGAACCCCGGGGCCCGGGGCCUGGCCGGGGCCUCAGGCAGGGCCCGGGCCAAUCAGGACGCAGCAGCACCGUCCCCGCUCAACCCGUCCUCACACACCGGUCUGGAGAAGGAGAGGAAAGUCAGCAUGCGUCUCCAUCGUGGAGCUCCGGUCAACAUCUCGUCCUCAGACCUGACGGGACGCCAGGACACGUCUCGCAUGUCCACCUCACAGGCUCUGUCCAGGGUCACGCCCAGCGGCCUCCAGUCUGCAGCUCCACGGUGAAACCUCCACCCACCUGCACCUGCACCACGGAGGCCUCAGCGUGCACCACCGGCCGCGCACGCACACGCACGCACACACACACACACACACACACACACACACACACACACACACACAGGACUGCCGACUAAUGCGCAAGAUUCUUGCUGCACUCCUGCCAAGCUAGGGCGUGUGUGCGUGCGUGUGCGCGCGCGCGUGCGUGUGUGUGUGUGUGUGUGUGUGUGUGUGUGUGUGUGUGUGUGUGUGUGUGUGUGUGUGUGUGUGUGUGGGUGGGCGCGCACAUGCGUGUGUGCGUGCGUGCGUGUGUGUGUGUGUGUGUGUGUGUGUGUGUGUGUGUGUUUGAGCGUGCGUGUUUCUGUACGUAGCAGGUGGAGCGCAGUUUGGUUGCCUUAACAACCACUUUGGCGGUAGCAGCCGCAGCUUCCAGCUGAGCAGUGGGCGUGUCCAGCCGGCCCCACUUCCUGUCCGCGGCCCAGCUCAGUGUCCUCCUCCUCCUGUAGGGGGCGUCCUCAGGUGCUCUGGACACCGGACAGGGAGACAUGUUGCUUUGAGUCUGUAGUGGGAAGCUGUGAACGACCACACACUGGAUGUGUGUGUGUGUGUGUGUGUGUGUGUGUGUGUGUGUGUGUGUGUGUGUGUGUGUUUCAGUCUUAGUUCUCCAGCCUCUGAGGGUUGGAGAUGAUGCUGUUUUCUUUGUAGCUACCGUGUCUCCUCCUCCUCCUCCUCCUCCUCCUCCUCACUUGUUCCUCUGCUUUCACUUUGAACCAGAACCUGUUGUUUUCCUUUGUUGUUGGAGUUGACCUCUGACCUUGUCCCAGCUGAAGAGACAGAACCCUGCAGCCGGGGGUCAUAAACCAUGCAAAUAAGCCAGGUCUCUGUCCAGUGAUAGAGAAAUCUCCAGCUCCAGUCCAGGGGUCAAAGUUCACAUGUUGACCCUGCUGGUGACGCAGUUGACCGUCAUCGCUGGAGAAGCUUCCAGAAACACCAGCAGCAGCUCGCCUCCUCGCGGUCCUGCUUCAGGCAUCUCCACCUCUCACCAGGGACCUGGUCCUGGACCAGGUCUCAACCUGGUCCUGUCCCUUGGACCUGGUCCUGACCCGCCGUGUGUUUCUGGUGUGUUUCGGUCCAUCAGCGUCAGGGGCCAGAACCACUGGAUCACCUUCUGAAGUUGACCUGGAGUCGUUUGCUGUCCUCAGAGUCCAGGCUGCUGGUCCUGGAGUCAGCAUCAGUCAUGUUCAAACCCUGAAGUCCGUCUGUCCAUAUUGAGCCCUGCAGCUGGCCAGAUGUGGCCCACAGGCCACAUGUUUGAUACCCCUGGUAGAAAGCACGAACUGAGGCAAGCUGAGAGCAGAGAAACCCCAGCUCAAACCUGGAGGGAGCGUCGGAGCCCAGUGGGGGGCCUCUGGGGGCCGGUGGACUCAUCUGGCUCCACUGAGAGGUCAGGCUUUCCAGAUCCCCCAGGUUCUCAUGGUCCCCCCGGACUCUCGCAGCUCUCCUGGUCCUUCGGGCUCUCGCGGUCCCGCCGGGCUCUCGCAGCUGUCGCGGUCCCGCCGGGCUCUCGCCGUCCCAAGGCUCUUGCAGCUCUCCUGGUCCCUCAGGCUCUCGCGGUCCCCCGGGCUCUCGCAGUCCCCCGGGGCUCUCUGGGUCCCUAGGCUCUCGCAGCUCUCCUGGUCCCCCCGGUUCUCUGGGUCCCUGGACUCUCGCGGGUCCCCCGGGCUCUUGCGGUCCUCAGGCUCUCGCGGUCCCCCAGGCUCUCACAGCUCUCCUGGUCCCUCAGGCUCUCGCGGCUCUCCCUGGUUCUCAUGGGUCCCCUGGGCUCUCGCGGUCCCCCCGGGCUCUCACGGUCCCCAGGCUCUUGCAGCUCUUCUGGUCCCCCAGACUGUCGCAGCUCUCUGGGUCCCCCGGGCUCUCGCGGUCCCCCGGGCUCUUGCAGGUCCCCGGGGCCCUUGCGGUCCUCUGGCUCUCGCGGGUCCCCCGGGCUCUCGCAGCUCUCCUGGUCCCCCGGGCUCUCGCGGUCCCCCGGGCUCUCGCAGCUCUCCUGGUCCCCUGGGCUCUCGCGGUCCCCUGCCUCUCCAGUAGAAACGUAGUGUAGACUGACAGUGUUGUAGGCCGUUCUCGUGGUUCCAGGGUGGUUCACCUGUUCUGUGGUGUUUAGGUUUGGCUCAAAGUGACGAAUUAACUUGUGUCUCACUGAUGAUGAUGAUGAUGAUGAUGAAGAGCAGGAGCUCUCUUGCCCUGGGGGGUUCUUGAGGCCGUCUUGUCCGCCUCACUUCACUUCUUGUAUUGUCUCUUUUUUCAGUUUUUUAACUGUAAGUGGAGAUGAUUGAUCAUGUCCCACAAUGCAUCUGGACUGUGGACUGAUGGAACCUCUCUCCACUCCGGACUCUGGGCUCCUCAUUUGUAAUGCCACUGUAUUUGUGAAUUUUAAAACUGUGUAAAUAAAUUAAGUACUUAAGUAUU
Molecule: messenger RNA, 4032 nt
Organism: Salarias fasciatus (jewelled blenny)
Lineage: Eukaryota; Metazoa; Chordata; Actinopteri; Blenniiformes; Blenniidae
Gene: csnk1da
Product: casein kinase 1, delta a
Exons: 9
Coding region: 355-1572 (405 amino acids)
Biological process (GO): protein phosphorylation
Molecular function (GO): ATP binding; protein kinase activity
Source: RefSeq, a predicted model, not a curated record